This is a messenger RNA of Plasmodium reichenowi, 660 nucleotides long. RefSeq lists its product as hypothetical. The transcript has a single exon. NCBI's taxonomy places the organism in Eukaryota, Apicomplexa, Aconoidasida, Haemosporida, Plasmodiidae. Bases 1 to 660 code for a protein of 219 amino acids. The record is from RefSeq and is a predicted model, not a curated record.
AUGAAUUUUGUGAAAACUCAUAUUUAUAAACAAGAGUACACAGAGGAUGGCAUUUUAGAAAUUGAACAGGACACUAGGAGUUCUAAAGAAAAGGAUGCUGAAAAAAUCUUAAAGGAAUUACCCGAGUUUAAAAGAGAUAAUAAAUUCUUAAGUUUAUCUGAACAGCUAGAAUUAAAAAAGAAUUCAAAUAAUAAAGAAAAUGUUUCAUCUUUGGAUAAUGAAAAUAACAUGUAUGAUAUUUUAAAUGGUAUGGAUUAUCCUACCGAAUAUGACGAAAAUUAUGAUAUGAAUAAUAAUUAUAGUUUUAAUAAAUUACAACAAAGAGAAAAAGAAAUUGCUCAUGAAUAUAAUGAAGCUAUAAAAGAUUGUUUUAAAAAAAAAGAACAAAAAGACAAAAAUAAUUUAAAAAAUCUUCCUCAAGAAAAUAUAAACAUAAAAGAUAUAAAAAAAAAAAUUAUUAAACAAAAAAAUAAAAAAUUACUAAAUCCAAAUAUAAAAGCUAUUAUUAAAACAAAAAAAAAAAACGAAAAUAAUUCGAGUGAUAAAAUUAACGAUAUCAAUAAAAAUUCAUCAAAGCAUUCGAAUAAUAAAACUGAAGAAAAUGUAGAAACCAAACAAACUUGUUUAUUGCAUGGUUAUUCUGAUAAUUCGGAUAGUUGA